UUCUCCUGUCAGUGGGAAAGGCUCCCUUUUGAAGCAGCACAUUCAUUCAUCCCUUCAAGCACCAUAGGUCUGACUUGCCAGCUUCAGAACCAUGGCAACAGAAGAAAAGAAACCAGACGCAGAAUCCACCAAAACACAGUCGACUCCUUCCUCUUCAACCAAUCAGAGCAAGCCUGCACCUGUAAAACCAAACUAUGCUCUAAAGUUCACGUUAGCAGGACACACUAAGGCCGUCUCGUCAGUAAAGUUUAGUCCAAAUGGAGAGUGGCUAGCCAGUUCCUCUGCUGACAAACUAAUAAAAAUUUGGGGAGCGUAUGAUGGCAAGUUUGAAAAGACGAUAUCUGGUCACAAACUGGGCAUCUCUGAUGUUGCUUGGUCAUCAGAUUCCAACCUUCUCGUGUCUGCCUCAGAUGAUAAAACUCUCAAAAUAUGGGAUGUGAGCUCGGGCAAGUGUUUAAAGACAUUGAAGGGGCACAGUAACUAUGUCUUCUGCUGCAACUUCAACCCCCAGUCCAACCUCAUCGUUUCAGGAUCAUUUGACGAAAGCGUGAGGAUAUGGGAUGUGAAAACAGGGAAGUGCCUCAAGACGCUGCCUGCUCAUUCUGACCCAGUUUCUGCUGUGCAUUUUAAUCGUGAUGGGUCCCUGAUAGUGUCAAGUAGCUAUGAUGGCCUCUGUCGAAUCUGGGAUACAGCAUCGGGCCAGUGCUUGAAAACACUGAUUGAUGAUGAUAACCCUCCUGUGUCUUUUGUGAAAUUCUCUCCAAAUGGCAAAUACAUUCUAGCAGCAACUUUGGACAACACUCUAAAACUUUGGGACUACAGCAAAGGAAAGUGCCUGAAGACAUACACAGGUCACAAGAAUGAGAAAUACUGCAUAUUUGCAAACUUCUCUGUUACUGGUGGCAAGUGGAUCGUAUCUGGUUCAGAGGACAACCUGGUUUAUAUCUGGAACCUCCAAACAAAAGAGAUUGUACAGAAAUUACAAGGGCACACGGACGUUGUGAUCUCCACAGCCUGCCACCCCACAGAAAACAUAAUCGCAUCAGCGGCACUAGAAAACGACAAAACAAUUAAACUGUGGAAGAGUGACUGUUAAACGUUUUCGAUAUCACUUUAGAGACUGUCAGCAAAAUUUUGUUUUUAAAAAAAAAAAAAGAAAAGAAAUGGAAAAAAAAAUAACCCCACUCAACGAGAGUAAAAACCCCAGUUUGGCAGAAAACCUGAGGAAUAUUUGCGAGAGUGGUUUCUGUUAGUCUUGGUCCAAAGAAAACAUCUUUAGCGUCUUGCUAGAACGGGGCAGCGCGGUGGAAAAAAGAUGCAGCGUCUCCUUUCCUUGCCUGGUCGCUUGGCAGACAUGGAUCGUUCUGAGAUGGCGUUAGAAGUGGCAGCCUGGUAUUGGAAGCCCCAAAGAUAUACUGUACUGUGUGGUAGCAUUAUUCCUUUGGUCUCUUGGUGCUGCUUAAGGAAAAGCUGCCAGUCUGUUUUGUAACAGUAAGUUAAGUUGUGAGCCUAGAAAUACAUGGAUUUUUUUUUUUUUAAAUGUCUAAUUUUUUAAUUUGUUUUGCAGGAGAGUAGGUUCUAGUCUCUCGGAAGUUUCUUUUCAAUGUUUUAAAUAGGGGUACUGCGUCUUGGACGAUGCUUCAUUUCAAACAUGCAGCUCAAAUUUUGUGACCAAAUAAUAAAAACCAUGCAGUUUCAGAUCUUCCCCUUCCUGCCCCUGACUUCAGACUCCUGUGACAAAAAUCUCUCCUCCUACUUCUGUAUAGUUGCUUACCUCUUGUUCUGUGUGUUUAAUAGAAGCUGUUAUAGAGCAAAGUUACAGCUCUUCUGUUAACCAUUAAAAUGAUUCCUGCUUGUAGUUGUUCUCGGUAUAUUUUAACUUUUUUUUCCUCUUCUUGGAAAAAAAAGAAAAAAGUUGACAGAACAGUGUAAAAUUUAUUUCAAUGUAAAAAAAAAAAAAAGAAAAAUGAUUUUGUAUCUUGGAAAUUCCUCGUAUAGAACUGUAUUGCUAAUGGCAUGACUCUGUAUCUAUUUCAGCGUCGGUAUUUCUUCCCCUUUUUGUCACACUAGUGUGGUAUUUACACAUCGAAGCCAGUACCAUAUGCCAUAAUAAAGAGGUGGGAUUUUA
Molecule: messenger RNA, 2128 nt
Organism: Alligator mississippiensis (American alligator)
Lineage: Eukaryota; Metazoa; Chordata; Crocodylia; Alligatoridae
Gene: WDR5
Product: WD repeat domain 5
Exons: 13
Coding region: 92-1096 (334 amino acids)
Cellular component (GO): Set1C/COMPASS complex
Molecular function (GO): histone binding
Source: RefSeq, a predicted model, not a curated record